GCAAGACAUCUGGCAGCAGCACUGUGAUGAGAUGAUUCCUCGGCAUAAAAAGUAUUUUUGCUUGACAAUCAGUGUAUUUUUGUUUGUUUCGGGUGUCAGUGCAUCAGUGAUAAAAGAAGCCUUAGAAGAUCACCUGAAGGAUGUCGCACAUAAGGAAGGCGCGGAAUCGGUCAAGCAUGAAAAGCAGAGAGGCGAAAAAAUACAUCAAAUUGAAAGCCAAGUGAACGAUAGCCACAAGAACCAGUACGCUAAAGCUACAGAUGAAGGGAAAUACCUGAAGAAGGACCACGACUCGAAGUCUGCCUCGGAAAGUGAUGCCUAUGAAGGAUACAAUGCUCAGCAAGACAAAGCCGAGGACAGCCAAGCAGGUGGUUAUAAACGAGGACAUAAAAAGGGACAUCAUAAACAAGGUUUCCAGAACUCAUAUCACAAAGACGAAUCCUCUAAUAAGAGCACAUUCUUUGAUGACUUCAAUGAUGAAGGUGACCAGGCAGCGUAUAAUAGUCGUUUAAAUAGCCACGACAACCAGGGAGGCAGGAGAUAUAAAGGAGCUCACAAUAACGGGCAAGAACAUGUGAGAGAUAAUUAUUAUGGCGGAGGUUACAAUAGGCAAGGGGAUAAUGGUGUUAAGCACGUCGGUCAUCAAGAUUAUGGUAAAAAGUAUUAUCUGAAUGAUGAUGAACAUUACAACAAAUACAAGAAUGGUCAUGAUAAAUAUAAUAGAGAUCGAUACUAUGAUAGGCAAGAGCAUCGGGCACCUCCUCCAGUUCAUCAUGACCCAGGAUGGAAAGGUUGGGAGAGGGACCCUGGAUGGAAUCAGCGAGGUUGGGAGAGAGAUCCCGGAUGGGAGAGGGACCCAGGGUGGCAGAGAGAUCCAGGGUGGCAGAGGGAUCCAGGGUGGGAGAGAGACCCAGGGUGGCAAAGGGACCCAGGAUGGGGCAGAGACUACGGCGGUCCAGGAUAUUACGAUGACCAUGGGAUUCGCCAUGACGGUGGUUAUGGAUAUGGCCCGCAUCACGGUUAUGGUUAUGGUUACGAUGAAUCUCGAGCUAGUCCAGUGGCUGAAAUACCUAAAAACGCUCCAGUCGUUGCUCAAAGGAAACAAACUAUUACUAUUUAUGAAGAUCCAAGAUAUGACGGCAAAGAUAAGGGACAGUUGAGGCGUGAAGAAGGAGACUAUCUUCAGUUAGAAUUCAAACCUAGCACUCAUCGUUAUGCUAGUUAUGACAAUACUUAUUAUAGUGCUCCAACAAAAGAUAGAGCCAUGGAAUCAAGUAAAAUUAAUAGGCUCGUUUAUAACUACAGGCGACAGUAA
Ostrinia furnacalis (Asian corn borer) is the source of this 1315-nucleotide messenger RNA. RefSeq lists its product as uncharacterized. The record is from RefSeq and is a predicted model, not a curated record. The transcript has a single exon. Bases 32 to 1315 code for a protein of 427 amino acids. NCBI's taxonomy places the organism in Eukaryota, Metazoa, Arthropoda, Insecta, Lepidoptera, Crambidae.